Molecule: messenger RNA, 1113 nt
Organism: Exserohilum turcica Et28A
Lineage: Eukaryota; Fungi; Ascomycota; Dothideomycetes; Pleosporales; Pleosporaceae
Exons: 2
Coding region: 1-1113 (370 amino acids)
Source: RefSeq, a predicted model, not a curated record
AUGCCAGCCCGCAGUGACACCAGCCCAUACCCUCGUGACGGCUAUCUCAACCUGACCCGCCGCAUGGACAACGAGGACGAGGACCAGUUUGACGUGGACCUGACAAUCCUCGACUUUCUCGUCUUCAAGGCCAUCAGCCUGGUGUUUGAGUGGAAGUCGAGCCGUGACCCCUACCAUUCCGAUCUGCCGAACGCAUUGGUCAACAUGACAGCCGACUGGAGAAGCUUCCUCGCCCACAGGCACCAGGGCCGCCGUCUGGAUCUCAAGGCCUCGUUUCGCUCACGCCUACUGCAGUUCGCCUUGCUCUUCACCCACCGCCUGCACCACGACGAGACAUGGACCACAGAGGCCUCGCUAAACAGCCUGCGAGAACAGAACAAGAGCCGGGGUGAGUACUGGCGCCAGCGGACCCGCCACCAGCCUGCACUCCAGCAGCCAUUCGAUGCCCAGAAAGACUUUCCCCUAUCCGAUGGUGCCCUCUACGAAAACCGCUGCGAACUGGCCUCUUCGUUAAGAAUGCCCUUGGACCAGCGGAGAUGGGUCACCGAUGUCGCCGGCACGCCCUCUUUGCACUGCCUGCUCCCCGUCUUCAUCGAGCUCACGGCUGCACGCGUCCAUCUCGACGAUGAUUGGGUGCCCACAAGCGAGUGGUACAACCUAGCAGCCCAGUUCAUGCUCCAAGCCGUCAUUGGCGAGUACCUCCGCAACGGCGCCUACGGUGAAGAGACAUUCAACACAAUCUUCUCCUACGGCUGUCCGGGUGUCGAGCGCUGGGCCGAAGAACCCGCAGACGUACCUGCCAUGCGAACAUUGUUCUGCGACCAAAACAAUCCGCGCCAAGAGAACCCUGAAUGGUCUAGCGUCAAGCGCCGCUACAUCCGCGAGCUUCUGCCUCAGCACCGUUCCCAGUCAAGUCUGCAGGCCAUCGAAGCUGCCCAGCAGCGACAUCCCUAUGCUGCUUUUGAAGAGUCAUUACUUUCUUUUCUCAGAUAUCUUCACGAUGGCCUAGUCAAGCCUGAUCUGGCCCAAGUCGAAGAGGGCCGCAUCAACAUCGACGGCAGUGAGCUCUCGGAAGCAGAGUCAAGAGCCAUGAUUCAACGCAUGGGUCUGUGA